This is a messenger RNA of Nicotiana tabacum (common tobacco), 1105 nucleotides long. The record is from RefSeq and is a predicted model, not a curated record. Lineage: Eukaryota; Viridiplantae; Streptophyta; Magnoliopsida; Solanales; Solanaceae.
CCCAACCCCACCCCAGUCUUGUUGUCAAAAUAAUCUAUCGGUUUCUAAAGUCGUUUUCUCUUUGUUGCUUCUGCUUCUGCUUCAUUCAUUAUCUCCAUAACAUCCUCCUCUAAAAAGUUUAAGUCCUUUUUUUAGGGCUUCCCCAAUUAUUGACUUCAUUUAUUUGUUCAUAUACCUAAUUCCUAGCUUCCUCCACAGACAAACCACAGACUGAUCAUUUCGAGCUUUGAAGCACAACAAAAAGUACCUCUCUCUCUCUCUCUCUCUCUCUUUAUUCCAAUUCUUUGAAUACUGAAACUCAUAAGCAACAUAUUAUUCCAUUUCAACAAGAUCAAUGGAGGAGCAACAGAAGGAGCUGCACUUUCUACCUAAUCAUCCAAAUGCCGUAGCUUCCUCUUCCUGGCCGUCAGAUUCUUCAGCAAACUAUAAUAUCCGAUCAUCAGAAUCAACAGAAGCUCCAUCUUUGGACCUUCAACUUUCAAUUAGCGUAAGACCUAUAAAACCACCAACAUCAGAUCAAGGUGUCCUAGUAAAUCAUCAGGAUCACUACACCGACGUCCGGUUCGACUCCGGCUACGUUGAGGCACUGAAAUGGCAAGCUGCUGAGCAAAUCCGGUUGGCUGCAAUAGAGAAAGCUUAUGCGGAGCGUGUGAGAGAGCUUACUAGGCGAGAGAUAGAAAUGGCUCAGUCAGAAUUCGCACGUGCCAGGAGUAUGUGGGAGAGAGCUAAAGAGGAAGUUGAAAGGGCAGAAAAGUUGAAAGAGAGAGCAACUCGUAGGAUUGAUCCUACUAAUUGCAUGGAAGUUACUUGCCAAUCUUGCAGUUUAAAAUUCCGACCUCAUUAAUUAAUCUAUUGAGAGAAAUAAAUUAAGAUGUUAAUUAAUGAACGUGCUUUCUAAUAAGAGUAACUAAUAUACUUUGAGUUUGAAGGUUUUUGGCUGAGAAAAGAUAAAAGAGCUGAGGGUAAAUGAUGAUGUGUAGAAUGCAUUCUUUUCUUGUGAUUGGAACUGCAAAACUUAAGUGGAAUAAUUGUAUGAUUCUUUUGGUUUCUGUUCUUUUCCUUGAACAAUUGAUUUAUAAAUUAUGUAGUAUCCUUGGCUCUGGCA